Gadus morhua (Atlantic cod) is the source of this 4947-nucleotide messenger RNA. RefSeq names its product CAP-GLY domain containing linker protein 2 (gene clip2). The transcript has 18 exons. The record is from RefSeq and is a predicted model, not a curated record. Gene Ontology annotation, molecular function: microtubule plus-end binding. NCBI's taxonomy places the organism in Eukaryota, Metazoa, Chordata, Actinopteri, Gadiformes, Gadidae. Gene Ontology annotation, cellular component: nucleus; cell cortex; microtubule plus-end. Gene Ontology annotation, biological process: cytoplasmic microtubule organization. The coding region runs from base 648 to 3815 and encodes 1055 amino acids.
GUUCUGUCUAGUCAGUGGGUUGAGUCAAACAUUGGCUUUUUGACUCACAAAUCAAAGCAGUGUUUCUAAUAACACAAGCGAAUGGCUUCUACAGCAGUUAUUUAAAUCAUUAACAUCUAACUGUCCAUUGCAGGAUAUACAUCGGAAAAGUUCGGUUCCAUAACGUCACCGGUACUGGGUUGGACUUUUAAACGUGGAUUGGACCCGUGUGCAGUGUUGUCUAGUUUUCUACAUAGUGGUCAAUACAUUUUUCCCCCUUUUAGAAUACACCUCAUAGCAACGAAAUGACAGACAGACAGACAGGCGAUCUGUGAAGUCGAUCGCUGACAGACGCUGGUGUUCGCAUCAUCCACCUCACUGAUCCCCACUCUCGCUUUCCAGUUUCUCGGCUCAGCAUCCAUAUUUGCAUCCCAGGGAGUGGCUCAAUCCACCCGAACCCAUUUCCUGCAGGAAAAUUUAAAGUUCACCGGUUUCGGACAACCACAGACGCUCUGUUUUCUUGAUCCGUAGAGCUAAAACAUGGAAACAGACGGACGCCAUUCCCACAUCUAGUGCCUGGGAUCCACGCGCCUUACAACAGGGAUACCAGCUCGGCCUCGGCCUUAGCCCAAAACACCCCGCCAGUCUCCCUCCGACUGUCGUUUAGAAUGAAUAUGCUCAAAUCCAGCGGGCUGAAAAUCCCUGGCAGGGGGCCAAAGCAUUCCGGCCCAGUGGGGAGGACGUCAGCCGGAGCAGUGUCCGGCCCCGUCAUCCCUAAAGACAACGUCCCUCUGAAGCCCAUCACCCCCACCAAGCUGUCGGAGGUGGGCGACGACGUGCUGGGGGACUACGUGGUGGGCGAGCAGGUGUGGGUGAACGGCAUCAAGCUGGGCGUCAUCGCCUACCUGGGCGAGACCCAGUUCGCCCCGGGCCAGUGGGCCGGCGUGGUCCUCAACGACCUGGUGGGGAAGAACGACGGCACGGUGGGCGGCGUGCGCUACUUCGAGUGCCAGGCCCAGCAGGGCAUCUUCACGCGGCCCUCCAAGCUCACCCGGCAGCAGGUGGGAGACAGCAGCGACAGCCACUCCACCGACUCCCAGGUGGCGCAGGGUCACAGCACGCCUCACGGGGGCGGCGGCGGCGGCGGUAACGGCGGGGGGGGCGGCGGCGGGGGAGGGGGGAUGGGUCCGGGAGGCCAGCGCAUCGUGGUGCCCCUCAGGGAGGGCCUGCUGAACAGCGUCGCCAAGACGGGCAACGAGUCGGGGUCCAACAUGUCCGACAGCGGCUCGGUGAAGAAGGGCGGCGAUAAGGACCUGCGAGUGGGAGACCGUGUUCUGGUGGGCGGCACCAAGAUGGGCGCAGUGCGCUACAUCGGCGAGACAGACUUUGCCAAGGGGGAGUGGUGCGGCGUGGAGCUGGACGAGCCCCUGGGGAAGAACGACGGUGCAGUCGCCGGGACCAGGUACUUCCAGUGCCUUCCCAAAUUCGGGCUGUUUGCCCCCGUCCACAAGGUGAUCCGCAUCGGCUUCCCCUCCACCAGUCCAGCCAAGGCCAAGAAGAGCAAGCGCAUGGCCAUGGGGGUGUCCUCCCUGGCCCACAGCCCCAGCAGCUCGUCCAUCAGCUCGGUCAGCUCCGUGGCCAGCUCCGUAGGGGGGAGGCCCAGCCGUGCCGGACUGCUGACGGAGACGUCGUCCCGCUACGCCCGCAAGAUCUCGGGCACCACGGCGCUGCAGGAGGCCCUGAAGGAGAAGCAGCAGCACAUUGAGCAGCUCCUGGCCGAGCGAGACCUGGAGCGGGGCGAGGUGGCCAAGGCCACCAGCCACAUCUGCCAGGUGGAGAAGGAGAUGGGAGUCCUCAAGAACCAGCACGCGCAGUAUGUCUCAGAGAAUGAGAGUACCAUGCAGCAGGUGAAAAACAUGCUAGCCGGCACGCAAAAAGACAAAGUGGAACUGGCCAAUCAGCUUGAAGAAGAGAAAAGGAAGGUGGAGGACCUCCAGUUCAGAGUGGAGGAGGAGUCCAUUACAAAAGGAGAUCUGGAGACUCAGACCAAACUGGAGCACGCACGCAUACGUCAGCUGGAGCAGAGCCUGAUGCUUGAGAAAUCAAGAGCAGGGGCGCUCCAGAAAGAUUUAGAAACCAACAGGCAAACAACGGUGGAGGAGAAGAGCCGCAUCGUGCAGCUGGAGGAGGAGCUGACACUGAGGCAGGCCGAGGUGGCCCAGCUCCAGGCUCAGCAGCUCUCCACCGGCGAAGACGGCCAGGGCGGUCAGCAGGACUUCCAGGCGCUGACGGCCACUCAGCCGGAGGCCGUCCUCCGGGAACAGCUGCUGUCGGCGGGCCGUGAGCGCCUCAAGGAGAGCAGUGAGCUCAAGCAGAAGCACGAGGAGGCUCUGGCCGCCGGCCGGCAGGAGAUGGAGACGAUGAGGGCGCUGGUGGAGCGGCAGAACCAGGAGAUCGGCCUGCUGAAGCAGAAGGUCCAAAAGGCCACCAGGGAGAACAUGGAGAUGAUGGACAGCUGGAAGGUGAAGCUAGAGACCAUGGUCAGUGACCACCAGCGCUCCUACGAGGAGCUGAAAGCCACGUUGAGCGGCGACCGGGCCACCCCAGCCGGCCAAGAGCAGGACCCGCAGGAGCUCAGGGCCUCCCUGGAGAGCCUGAAGAUGGAGCACAUGCUGGAGGUGGAGAACCUCAAGGCCAAGCACAAGAUCCAGGCGGCCAUCCUGACCAAGGAGCACGAGACCCUCAGCGUGAGGCUGCAGGAGGCCCGGGAGCAGCUGGCCCAGGGCGCGCCCGCCGACACAAGGGGCCUGAGGGAGACCGCGGAGGAGCUCAGCGCCGCCAACGAGAAGCUGCAGAAGGCGGACGACCGGCUGGCGGCGCUGGAGGAGCUCCGGGCGGAGCAGGAGAGGAGCGGCCAGGAUCUGAGAGAGAGGCUGGAGCUGUCAGAGAAAAAGAUGAGCGAUUACAAAGCCCUGCAGAAGGCUCAGAUAGAGAGCCGGGAGGAGAUCCAGAAGCUGGAGGAGAAGCUCAGGGUGAUGGCCAACAGACUCCAGGCCAUCCAGACGGACCGCUUCAUGUCCCACGAUGCCAACGUUAUAGAGGACAACGCGCUCUCUGAUGAAAAGACACGAAGACAGAAUAUUGAAGAAACAAUGGAGAAGCUGGUGAAAAGAGAAAAAGAGGUCUCCACUCUCAGUACGCACGUGGAUGCGCUGAAAUCACAGAUCUCGGCUCUGGAGGGCAAGGUGCGCUUGGGGGAGAAGAGAGCCGACGCCCUUGCCAGGGACAAGCUGCGCCUGGAGGCGGACCUUGAGUCCAUGACCAAAAAGUCCCAUGAUGCAUCUGGGCAGCUGGUUUUCAUAAGCCAGGAGCUACUGAAAAAGGAGAGGAGUCUGAACGAGCUGCGUGUGCUACUGCUGGACUCCCACCGCCACUCGCGGGACAUGGAGAGAGACCUGGAGCGGGACCUGGGCCGGGAGGUCCACAAGGCAGAGUGGAGGGUGAAGGAGCAGAAGCUCCAAGAGGACAUCAAGACUCUGCGUGACAAGCUGCUCCUACUGGGUCGGGAGCGUUCCUCCCCGGACCACCGGAGGUUCUCCAUGCUGGACCCCUCCACCUUGGACUCUGAGGUGACGCGGCUGCGCCAGAGGCUGCUGAGCACAGAGGACGCCCUGAGGAACGCCAUGGAGCACAACCAGCACGUGGACCAGCUGGUGCAGGCCAUGGGCAGACACCCCGACAAAAGCCCCGUUCAUGGGGCAAAUUCAGCUAAUGGCAUUCAUCAGCAAGAGGCCGACCUGACCCAAGAUGAACAUGCCAGGAUGAGAGAAGCUUGAAUUGGGUCACACAGAGGUACAUUUCCAACAUGAGAAAGUAAAGACAAUUUGAUGUUCAGCCUAAUGCUGUGAUGGACUCCUGAAGAACUCUUCUUCCGUUUGCAGUUAAUACCAAAACAAUGAUCCUUCUAAACUGAAUUUAUCUGUUACUGGAAACACCUAUUAGCCAAUCGCAGACAGAGUCAGCUCAAUGUACUAUGAAAUGUGGAUGGUAAAUGGACUUCAAGGUGACAUGGUAUUAUCGUUUCAAAAUAAAAAAAUUGGUAUGGGAUAGUUUGUGAUAGACAGCUUGGAUCCAUGUGUGUUUCCGAGGGAAACCAACCCUAAACUCCUGAAUCUUGAAUCUUGUAUCCUGAGUUUGAGGACAGUUGGUGGACAAUUGGUGGACAGCGACCGAGAAGAACCUAAGGGGUCCGAUGCACCCCGCCUCUUUUAUUUAUUGCUCAUACUUUGCUACUAUGCCUUGUAACAAUGCUCUGUCAAGUCAGUGGUGUUUGGCCAGCGAGACCCCCCCCCCCUCCAACAAGUGGCUUAAUCUGAGGACUGAAAAUAAAUGGAUGUUAAUUAAAUCGAGAGCCCUGCUGUGUUUCCAAUGUCCACUUGUGUCAAUGGAAUGACUAACGAGUCAUUUUGUAAUGAAGCCUUCCAUAAAAACUCAAUCAACUACCAUUAUACCUCUUGCCUCCAGUGAUGUUCUCCUACUUUCCCCCGUGUUCCUGUUCAUAUGACUCCCUUCAUACCCCCUUGUGUGAUUAAAUAUGAUGCUGAACAUUGUGCACAUCAAGGCCUUUCUUUUGCGGUAGAGAUACAAAAGGGCUUAAAGUAGAAGGAAAACAAUGGGAGUUCUUCACCUUGGCUAUUAUUUUCCAACAUGCUACCAAAACCUAAAUACUGUAAGUCUUCCAAAUGUUGUAAUUUCAAAAUCACCGCUCAACGAGGAUAGGCGACUGACGCUAAGUGGUCCCUUCUGGGAGCCAUUGAUACAAAUUCUUAUCAGUAUUGGGACUUCGGUCAGCUAAUGUUCUGGUUUUUCAUUGAAUACUUUAUAAGAUAUUCUCCAAUGGAAGAUUUAUACCCUUGAUUAUUGCUGCAACGGUUUCAGAGAUUGAGUCAUUAAAUAUUAACAAUGUGG